AGCUGGUGAUGCUAAGUGGUCGCGAGAUUUCUUGUCCAGUUUGUCGUGCGAAGUCUAGAAUUCCUCCAAAUGGCGCUGCAGGAUUUGCUACUAAUACUCUGUUAGUCAGGCUUAUAGACAACAUACCUGGAAGAAAAGAAAAGAAGGAACUAGAAAAGAGAUUGGUUCUCUGCAAAGAGGAGAUAGAGAGGAAAAAGAAGAUAUAUGUUCAGAUGGAGGCGAAGUGUAACAUGAUUGCGAGAAACAGAGAGCUUGCUGAGGGACUGAAGAAGGAAAUCUCUACGCAUGCUAACAAAUAUGUUGAGGCUAUCAAGAAAUACGAAGAAGAAUUAUGUAAGGAAGUAGAUGCCUUUUCAAAGCAGAACUGUGGCUUGUCAUCCCUUGAAAAACUGGAGAAAGAGAAAAUAAAAUUGGAAGGCGAUUUGAAUGAUGCUGCUACUGCUGUUGUUGCAGUGAACAGGGCUUUGAACAGUGAAAAUAGGAUAGAAGUCUUAGAAAAGAAAGAAGCCAUGACAUCGCAGCUGAAAGAGUACAUAAAUAUCCCCACACCAUCUGUUCUUGAAGAACUCGGAGAGGUUCAGAAAUUUGACAUGGAGUUCAGUAAUUGUCAAAUAAAUAUGGAAAAUGGACUAGGAAAAGUCUUUAAGAAGCAACUGUAUUCCAAAGAGGUGGAAACUGCAAGUGUACAGCAGAACUGCCAUACUUUGAAUUCCCAGAAGGAAAACGACGAAGCUACAGCUUACAUUCGUCACCUAAAGGCCAUGGGAUUGACCAAUAGCAACCUGUAUAAAGGGACAAUAACACAACAUAUAGCAUUGGAAUUUAAUCCUUUUGCAGUUGCCGUAUCACCUCAGAGUGGGGAUAUUGCACUGCUUUGUAGAGAAAGGAGAAAAGUCUAUCUUUUGACCACUGAAGGACAUCAUUAUAACACAGUUCACAUUAAGCAUGGAAAUCUAUGGGAUGUGGCAUUUUCCAUUGACAAUGACAUCAUUGUGGUGAAUCGUGCUAACAAUCGCUUGCUAUUUUACACUGAGAGAGGCCAGUUUGUUAACAGAGAAGUAGAAGUUCCAAGAACCUGCCUGAAGUUUACCCAUCUGUCUGUGGAUGAAAUGGGACGGUUGAUUGUGACCUCGGCUAAAGUGUCAGAUGAGGAUGAUGAUGAAGAUGUAGUUCAAUGUUUGAUUGUUUAUCAACCUGAUAGUGAUAUCUCAGAUAGAAUGUUUGGAAGAAAGCACCUCCAAAACCCAGUCUCUCGUGCCAUCUUUUUCAAAGGAAGAUAUUAUGUGGCUGACUGUUGUUCGGAUGAAAUAGUCCUCAAGGUCUUCACUGUGCAAGGGGAAUUUGUUUCAAAAAUCCCUAGCAUACCAACAGCUCUCCCCACUUCAGGCUUUUCUUUAUCCAGAGAUCCAUCGUCUGACAGAUUUAUCAUAUGUUGUUGGGACAACUCAAUGUCCAAGGAUUUUCUCAAAAUUGUAGACUGUUUUGCUACCAGAGGAAAGACUGACACCAAUAAGCUUUUUUGCCCUCAGGGUUUCCCAAAACAAGUUGCAGCACAGUCAGCAAGCGGCAGAGGCAAGUUCACAUAUUUGGUUGAAAUAUAUAAUAACAAGAAAUGUUGUAACAUUGUAAAGUAUCCUGUUUGAGGAUAUGUUUUGCGUAGUCUGUAUGCUCAAAAAUGAGGAUGUACACUCAAAAAUGAGGAAAAUUAUUUUUAAUUGGAGUAGAUGGAAGAGGGUAAUGGAGGAAGAUUAGACUGGUAGUGACCUAUGUCCCCUUGCUCCUGGCCUCCCCCAAUAAAUAAUUAGCUUCAGAUAAAAAUAAAUGUAAUGUUAUGAAACAAUACACCAUUUAUUACCUCAAUAUUUUUGUAAGAAAAAUAUCAAAAUUAUAUAUAGAUCUCAGUUUUUUAAAUAACAAGAUAGUUGAUAGGUAUAUAUUAUUGUGCUAUGUAUUGUAAUGGAAGUUUCAUCUUAGAGGCCAGCUGUCUUUAUUAAGAUUUUGUUGGGAGGUGGGAGAGCUAGUGCAAGAAGUUGGGUCAAUAAUUUUUAUGUAUGGAUUUUAGGGGGGAGCUGUGUAAAUUAUUGCAAUAUUAGAAAUGUGCUUCAAGAAAGGGGACCAAGAAAACUUAUUCCCAGUCCUCCACAACCCCUCCUCAGUUCCCACUUUGUUACUGUUGUAAUUAACUGUUUCAUGAGUUUGAUACUUGCAUUCUGAAUAUUAUGCAUAUUAUUAUUGAAGGYAAACAUUGAGUUAAUGAGUUCAAAAGGGAUUUCAUACAGAAGUAUUUAGUUAGGCUGUAUAGGAGUACUAUUAAUAGCCCACUUCUGAGAUAUGCUUCACUAAUUGUCACACACAAAGGCUUCAGUGUGUAUAAUGYUCAGUGAUUCUUGACAAGAAAAGAAUUAAUUUAAUUUAGCACUAWGCCUUGUACUGAAACCUUUCUGCAUGACAAGUGAAGCRUAUCACGGAAGUCAGGGCUAUUGCUCUGUAGAUGUAAAGUCGGAGAAAAACAUAUUUUGUCAUUUACAUUUAGUUCAGAAAACAAUUAAAUAAAC
Molecule: messenger RNA, 2555 nt
Organism: Actinia tenebrosa (Australian red waratah sea anemone)
Lineage: Eukaryota; Metazoa; Cnidaria; Anthozoa; Actiniaria; Actiniidae
Source: RefSeq, a predicted model, not a curated record